UAUUUAUUUUUAUUCAACCGUUAAUUUACUACGUUAUUGGACAGUGUUAUUGUAAUAAAAAUAUAAACGUCAAUUUUAAUGGAGACGUAUCUUGACAAUUGAAAAGGGCUUUUAAGCGAGAAGCCGAAAGCGGAAGUGGAGUCUCCGUCUUCAUCAACCGUUUCGUGCAAACACACAGCAGCUCAAAGCAGUUUGUGUGUGAUGGAGAUCUUGCGUCCGGCUCUCGUUAACAUCAAUGGAAGAAUCUACAGAAAGAAUCAAGUCCAGGAGGAGAGUUAUGAAGAAGAAGAGGAGGAGGAGGAUUAUCCGUGUUCAGCCGCAGCGGCCGAGCCGUGUCUAGACGAACCGUGUGAUGCGUACGACAUCGAGCAGACGGACAGAGGCUUCCGCUGCGCCAUAGACGUGCCCAGCGUCCUUUACAAGUAUAUAAUCGGGAAGAAGGGAGAGACUCGUAAGCGGCUGGAAACAGAGACGAAAACUUCCAUCAGCAUCCCGAAACAAGGCGUGGAAGGACAGAUCGUGAUCACAGGUGCACACCGAGCAGCCGUCACCUCAGCUGUAACCCGCGUUGAGGUUUUGAUCGACAGCUUUCGGAGGAAGCAGCCGUUCACACACUUCCUGUCGUUUGCACUGAAUCAUCCUCAGGUGCAGCAGGGCUUCCUGCGGUUUCGAGAGCAGGUGCUCGAGCGAUGUGGACAGGACGCAGGGGUGGAUGAGAGCAUCUUCCAGAACCCAGCCAAGCUCCACCUGACCAUCGGCACGCUGGCCCUGCUGAACGAACAGGAAGUGACACGUGCGAGCGAGCUCCUGCAGCAGUGCCAGGAUGUCAUCAGAGACAUAACUGAAGCCAAACCACUUCCUGUGGAGGUCCGAGGAAUUGAGUAUAUGAAUGAUGACCCCUCGAUGGUGGACGUUCUGUAUGCCAAAGUCAGGGUUCAAGACGGAUCUGACAAGCUCCAGCAGAUCGCUGACAGGCUCGUGGAGUGUUUCUCAGCUGCUGGUCUGAUGGAGAGAGAGCGGGAGCGAGUGAAGAUUCAUGGCACCAUCAUGAACACAUUGUUCCGGAAAGAUCCGUCAGCGGAGGACCGAGGAGCUUCGGCGAGACCCAGCGCUAAAGAGCGAGAAGCUUUUAAUGCCAAAAACAUCUUACAGAUGUUCGGGGAGGUUUAUUUCGGCGCGUUUGAGCUGAACUCGGUGCAGAUCUCUCAGAGAUUCUCCACGGACAGCACGGGAUACUAUUCCUCAGCGGGAUGCGUCACAUUCUCAUGACGGGACACUAAAACACCGCUCUGGACGUUGCUGAUGAAUGCAUCCAAACUCACUGUUAAGAAACUGGAUUGAGCAAUAAAAAUCUGUCAUGCAUUGUAAAUAUUAAUAUAAAAACCAUAAAGAGCAUUUUAAUGGAAAA
Carassius gibelio (silver crucian carp) is the source of this 1408-nucleotide messenger RNA. It is a transcript of the gene ascc1, whose product is annotated as activating signal cointegrator 1 complex subunit 1. The record is from RefSeq and is a predicted model, not a curated record. Gene Ontology annotation, biological process: DNA alkylation repair; regulation of DNA-templated transcription. The transcript is spliced from 11 exons. The coding region runs from base 202 to 1269 and encodes 355 amino acids. Gene Ontology annotation, cellular component: nucleus. Lineage: Eukaryota; Metazoa; Chordata; Actinopteri; Cypriniformes; Cyprinidae. Gene Ontology annotation, molecular function: RNA binding.